GUCGUGAUUCUGAUUCUGUCUAUUAUCUGACUCAAGCAUCGCAUUAUGGCUGCUCUCGUCAUCAUUGCUGUCGUUCUAUUGGUUGUUGUGAUCGCUGUGUUUUAUCUAGGCACACUGUUUGGAAGUAAACAGGAACAAGUGCUUGCUAGAAUACCAGGAAUGAAUCCAACUAAUUCUGAAGACGGUAACAUGCCGGAUAUCACAGUUGCUGGUAGUCUCCACGAGUUCCUGGUAAAACUCCAUACCAAAUAUGGUCACGUAGCAACAUUUUGGUAUGGAAAAACGCAUGUUAUUAGUCUGGCGUCUGCAAAAGCGUUCAAAGAUACCAAUAAACUGUUUGAUAGGCCAGCUGUGUUGUUCAAUUUUGUCAAACCCCUAAUUGGACCCGACAGUAUACAGUAUGCAAAUGAGGAAGAUGGCAAACGCCGUCGCCAUGACUACGACCAAUCAUUCAGUUAUGAUGCAAUCAAGAACUACUACAGCAAGUUUUAUGAGGCUACUGAUGCAGUUGUUGCGAAGAUUGAGUCUCUGUCGUCGGAUGAACACAUUAAUAUAACUGAACACAUGUCGCUGUUGGUGUUGAAAGCUCUAAGUCAUGCUACGUAUGGAGAUUUCUUCAAAGAUGACGAAAAAGCUAUCACCAUGUUACGUCACUAUGAAACUGCAAUGGCCAUUUUGAAUCAGGACAUAUCUAAGGACACUGAAGCUGGACAGAGAUUCGCCCAAGCUUUGAAGACAUGGCAUGAUUUUAUACGUGCCAUGAUUCAACAUCGACGAGAUAACCCACCAAAUGAUGACGAUUGGACUUUUAUUGAUGUUUUGAUGGCAAAAUCAUCGUCCGAAGAAGAACUCAUAUCAGAUGCUACAAGCUACUUCAUUGCAGGCUAUCAUACUACUGCUUUUAUGAUGGUGUGGACAUUCUACUAUAUGUGUGAGAAUCAAGAAGUGCAAGAAAAAAUUUACCAGGAAAUAAUCGAAGUUAUUGGCAAAGACGAACAAGUAAACUAUGUAAACCUGGAAUCACUGAAGUACAUGAGAUGCGUGUUUGACGAGUCUAUGAGAUGUUCUGUUUUGGCGCCAUUUGCUGCCAGGGUCAAUAUGCAUGCAGACAUGGUGGUACAGGGCUAUACCAUUCCAAAAGGGACACCUGUAGUGCAUGCAUUGGGUGUUGUACUAAUGGAUGACGAAAUAUGGUCUGAGCCUGAAAGAUUCAUUCCAGAACGAUUUUUGCCGGAAAAUGUCAGUACUCGUCACCCGUUUUCAUUCCAACCAUUCGGUUUUGCUGGAAAACGAAAAUAUGACAACAAUGGAACUGAGAUGUUUAUAAUAAUAAGCUUAUCCAUGGAACCCAUGGCAUGUAACUUCAUGGCAGUAUUGAAUCUGAAGGACACUCAGUUUGGUUCUUGCAGAAGCGACAACUUUAUGACCACGACCUACCUACAAAAAGGAGAAGGCACCAAGUCAUCUCUCAACUUAGCAGAUUCAAGAAGAGAACAGUACAAUGAUGUUGAUAUCACCAUUCUGACCGAUUCAAGAGUGGAUCUCCUAUUGCCUUCAUGUGGCCACUACUCGUAA
This is a messenger RNA of Saccoglossus kowalevskii, 1575 nucleotides long. Its product is annotated as cytochrome P450 20A1-like. Gene Ontology annotation, molecular function: oxidoreductase activity, acting on paired donors, with incorporation or reduction of molecular oxygen; heme binding; iron ion binding. NCBI's taxonomy places the organism in Eukaryota, Metazoa, Hemichordata, Enteropneusta, Harrimaniidae. The record is from RefSeq and is a predicted model, not a curated record. Gene Ontology annotation, cellular component: membrane.